CUGAGCGAGGCCCCGCAGGGCGCCCCCCGCCGCUGAGGAUGAGUCACUGCAGCAGCCGCGCCCUGACCCUGCUGAGCAGCGUGUUUGGUGCAUGUGGCCUGCUACUCGUGGGCAUCGCGGUCAGCACUGAUUACUGGCUGUACAUGGAGGAGGGAACGGUGCUGCCGCAGAACCAGACCACGGAGGUCAAGAUGGCACUGCAUGCCGGCCUCUGGCGAGUCUGCUUCUUCGCAGGCCGGGAGAAGGGUCGCUGUGUGGCCUCGGAGUAUUUCCUUGAACCGGAGAUCAACUUGGUGACGGAGAACACGGAGAAUAUUCUGAAGACGGUGCGCACGGCCACCCCGUUCCCCAUGGUCAGUCUCUUCCUAGUGUUCACGGCCUUCGUCAUCAGCAACAUCGGCCACAUCCGCCCACAGAGGACCAUUCUGGCUUUCGUUUCUGGCAUCUUCUUCAUUCUCUCGGGCCUCUCCUUGGUGGUGGGCUUGGUUCUCUACAUUUCCAGCAUCAAUGACGAGGUCAUGAACAGGCCCAGCAGCUCUGAGCAGUAUUUCCACUAUCGCUACGGGUGGUCUUUUGCCUUCGCUGCUUCCUCCUUCCUACUCAAAGAGGGGGCUGGCGUGAUGUCCGUGUACUUGUUCACCAAGCGCUACGCAGAGGAGGAGAUGUACCGUCCGCACCCGGCCUUCUACCGCCCGCGUCUCAGCGACUGCUCCGACUACUCGGGCCAGUUUCUGCAGCCCGAGGCGUGGCGCCGCGGCCGCAGCCCCUCCGACAUCUCCAGCGACGUCUCCAUCCAGAUGACGCAGAACUACCCUCCCGCCAUCAAGUACCCGGACCACCUGCACAUCUCCACCUCGCCCUGCUGAGGCCCGCCCCUCGGCGCUCCCUCCUCCUCCUUCUC
Molecule: messenger RNA, 901 nt
Organism: Callorhinus ursinus (northern fur seal)
Lineage: Eukaryota; Metazoa; Chordata; Mammalia; Carnivora; Otariidae
Source: RefSeq, a predicted model, not a curated record